AUGAGUAUUCCCAUGAAAGUACCCACUCCAACACCACCUGCAAAGGGAUCCUUCCCUCUGGAUCAUGAAGGACAGUGCAGAUAUGAAAUGUUGAAAUAUAUGCUUUGCUUGAAUGAGCAUAAGCAAAAGAUUGGUGAAUGUCGUAAUUUUGCAAAAAUUUAUUUCAAAUGUCGGAUGGACAAUGGAUUAAUGCAACAGGAGGAAUGGAAGUACCUCGGCUUCUCCGAUAAUGAUGAAACGUAA
This is a messenger RNA of Acanthocheilonema viteae, 243 nucleotides long. The record is from the annotation of a GenBank genome assembly. Lineage: Eukaryota; Metazoa; Nematoda; Chromadorea; Rhabditida; Onchocercidae.